CACACACACACACACAGAGAGAGAGAGAGAGAGAGAGCUCCGGGCGAACCAUCUGAUCUGACAUCGAAGGGUUAUUCGUUCAGAAAGACAGCAAUCAGCCAUUUUAGUCCUACGCGUAUAUGCCAAAAAACAACAAAGCUUUCAUGAGGCACAAAGGCAAAAGACCGAGAGUUUUAGACAAUAAUAAAAACCUGCUCUUUUAUUUACGCGAGUUGACUGUUUUCGCGCUGAAUUCUAGCAUGUGCCACAUGUGACGAUUACAGGAAUGUGGAGCAUGGGAUCACAACAGCCAUUCACCUGCAGCUUGGAAUCGUCUUGGGAGAUGACAGAUGGAAGCAUAGGGAGGAUCGAAGCCUGCAAAGCAACGUCGUAAACUCACCAUGGACCAGGGCUUCAGUUUCAGCACACUGAAGAAGUUAGCGGCCGAGCCGGAUCACACUGACGUCACUUUGCCGGCAGUGGAGCGUGUACGGGCCCUCAGUAAAAUGGGCUAUAACAUUGAAAUAAAUGAAGACAUCGCCCCGAGGCGCUACUUUCGCUCUGGUGUGGAGAUGGAGCGUAUGGCAGCUGUUUAUCUAGAGGAAGGCAGUCUGGAGAAUGCCUUUGUCCUCUACAAUAAGUUCAUCACUUUAUUUGUUGAGAAACUCCCCAGUCACAGGGACUAUCAGCAGUGCAACGUCCCUGAAAAGCAAGUGAUAAUGAAGAAAUUACAGGAGGUUGCUUUUCCACGAAAGGACCAAUUGAAGAGGCUUCUCCAUGAGAAAUACAACAAAGAACACAGUGAAUAUCUGAAGAGUCAGACUCAAGCCAUGGCUGUUGACGCGUGUGGUGAACGGCUGCAGAAGAUGUCUUUGAUGGAGGAGGAACGGCAACGUGUGGCACAGCUCAGGAAGAUGCAAAUCGAGUCCGAACAGUUUCGCUUCUUCGAGGACCAACUGCGUAGACAGGAGAUGGCCAGUCGCAGGGAUGAGGCUGUCCCCAAAGUGCCUGAACAAACCGACGGGUCCUGCUUAUCCCAGACCCCGAGAAACCAUGUACGCCUUGACCCCAAUCGUAACAAACCAGCGGCCCCCACCCCCAAACCAGCAGCCACCUUAGCAGCUGUACAGAGUCAGCGUGUGGAAGGCCUGAGGCGGGUUUUAAUCCCACGAGACCUGACUUACAGGUUCCUUUUGCUGGCUGACAGCAACACGGCGAGAGGAAUCGAGACAUGUGGUGUUCUCUGUGGAAAACUGACGCACAAUGAGUUUGUGCUGACCCAUGUGAUCGUACCCAAGCAGUCCGCCGGUCCUGACUACUGUGACAUGGAGAACGUGGAAGAGCUGUUCAGUUUCCAGGACCACCAUAACCUCCUGACCCUGGGCUGGAUCCAUUGUGCGCUUCACCAGAGAGUCGGAGUGGGUGAGUCGCUUGGGAGAAGAGAGCGGGCAAAUUCGAGCAAAAUGACACACCCGACACAGACGGCCUUCCUAUCCAGCGUGGAUCUACACACACACAGCUCUUAUCAGCUCAUGCUACCUGAGGCCAUCGCUAUUGUUUGCGCACCUAAACAUAAUGACACGGGAGUGUUCCGACUAACCAGUGCUGGAAUGGGAGAAGUGGCCGGAUGCAGAUUGAAAGGUUUUCAUCCCCACUCUAAAGACCCCCCUCUGUUCACUAUUUGCAAGCACAUUGUGGUGAAAGACUCGAAAACGACAGUUCUGGAUCUCAGGUGACAGAUGAAGAGGGGAAAUACUUCAGUAUCAGCAAACCAUUGAAAAUAUCUAUUUAUAUCUUUCUUUACUUGAAGGCUUUUUUGUAUUUAUUUAUUUUACAAAAAGGUACUGUGAAUCCCUCAGCUGCACAGUUUGCUGUGAGCAGGUUUAGUGAAGCUAUUGAGAUGUUCCAAUGGUGUUUUGUGUUUUUUUUUUUUUUUUUUACACCAUCAUCAUGCGCUUUUUGUUUGUGGCCAGGUGUUAUCAAAAAUAUGGUGGUCAGAUUGUACUUUUUAGUAUGAUAUGACUACUGUUUUGGUUCUUUGUCCUCAAGGUGGCGUCAUUUAUCAAGGCAUACUAUGAGGCUGCUAUAAUGUGAAUUGUCUUCAGUAAUUUUUAAAAGGAAGUUGUUUGUGAUUUGUAUUUGAUAUCCAUUGGCAUCACUUGCAGUUCUCACUGUAACACAAUAUACAUAGAAUAAGCGAUAUUUCUUUUUAAAACUAACUGAAUUUUCUAGUACAAAAAGAUGAUCAUGAUUUGCUACGAGAGUGAUUUUUAGGCCUUACUACAUAUUGUAUCAUUUUUAGUGAUCGAAUGGUUAAUAAUUAUGCUUUGUAAGGAAGUAAAUCUACCUUAUAAUAAUGCAACACAUACUUCAAUUCAGACUUUCAGUGCAGAGACCAUUUCAGGCACACAAAAAAAUACAUUUUCCAUCUUCAGCCCAGUGACGCAAUACGAAGUCGGCCAAUGAGCUGACUGUUACUUUACAAGUUUUUUUUUUUUUUUUUUUCCUACAAUGUGGAUCAGAUUACAAGUGAGUUUGAAAAGCAUAAACAAGAUUGGGAUCUCUUAGCCCACACCAAAGAUCCCAUUACAGAACAAGCAAAUACCUAUAAGGGCCUUGACUGCAUUAAUCUCAGGGUACCAUUCCCUCAUUUUAACUGCCUGAUUUUUGUCUGCACUACUUUUAUGGUUUGAGAAUAUUUCUUUUAAUGUCAUCAGCAGAUGAUGAAAUUUCAUGUAUGAUGACAAGUUAUGAUCUUAUCCAUGCAGUUCUGAAAGUACAUCAUGUUUUUCUGGUACAGUGUGGCAUUGGAUUGUUUCUCCAGUGUGUGGCUGUGAGCCAGUGGCGUUGUGCACAGUAGAGUACAAGGAGGAUUAUGUGUUUGUACAUGCACCAUUUCUUUCCGCUCCUCAUUUGUUAAUAAAAUGGGGGUAAAAAAAAA
This is a messenger RNA of Pimephales promelas (fathead minnow), 2920 nucleotides long. The record is from RefSeq and is a predicted model, not a curated record. Lineage: Eukaryota; Metazoa; Chordata; Actinopteri; Cypriniformes; Leuciscidae.